Messenger RNA from Xenopus laevis (African clawed frog), 1396 nucleotides. Its product is annotated as gastrula zinc finger protein XlCGF7.1-like. Bases 219 to 1070 code for a protein of 283 amino acids. The transcript has 2 exons. NCBI's taxonomy places the organism in Eukaryota, Metazoa, Chordata, Amphibia, Anura, Pipidae. The record is from RefSeq and is a predicted model, not a curated record.
AAUGAAUGUGGGCGUGGUGAGUGAUGUCACUGGCUGGGGGAGGGGGAAGCAGGAAGUGUGUGAAGCUGUGAGAGCUGAGGAGUUUGUGUGUGUGGAAAACUCUGGCAAAUCGCAGGACUGUUUAUACUGAGGGAUUGUCUGAUUCUUUGGAUAAAGACAAGAGAGACCAUUAGACUGUGCAGCUUCUCCAACACCAGCAAAUCCACAUCUUUAGUGCAAUGAGCAUUCCCAACUCCCACAACAAACUUCCCUCCGUAGCACAACAAUAUGAAUGCCCAGAAUGUGGGAAAAUAUUCUCUAAAAAAUUCUGCUUUGAACGUCACCAGAGAUCUCACACAGGGGAGAAACCAUACGCAUGUACAGAAUGUGGGAAACACUUCUCUCUAAAGAGUCAUCUAGUCCGGCACCAGAACAUUCACACAGGAAUAAAACAGUUUGUGUGUGUGGAAUGUGGAAAGACCUUCUGCCAGAACAGCCAGUUGCAGGAACACUUCAAGACUCACACAGGGGAGAAAUCAUUUGCUUGCACGGAAUGUGGGAAAUGGUUCAUUUCAAAGGGCCAACUUACCAAGCAUCACCGAAUUCACACUGGGGAGAAACCUUACGCGUGCACAGAAUGUGACAAAAGUUUCUAUUUCAUUAGUGAGCUUAACAAGCAUUACCGAAUUCACACAGGAGAGAAACCUUAUGCCUGUACAGAGUGUGGAAAAAGUUUCCGUUUAAGUACUGAACUUAAGGUGCAUCACAUAAUCCACACAGGAAAGAAACCUUUCUUCAUGUGCACUGAAUGCGGAAAGCACUUCACUCGGAAGGCAAACCUUAAAAAACACCUACAAAUUCACGUACAGGAAAAAACAUCUGCUACAGAUUCUGACCAACAACAUCAUGUAAUCUACGCAGGAGAGAAACCCUUCACUUGUACAGAAUGCGGCAAACGGUUCUCUCAAAAAAGCAACCUCAAGUCCCACUGUAACACUCACACGGGGGAGAAACCAUUUCAUUGUGCAGAAUGUGGGAGAAGGUACUCGUCAAAGAGAUACCUUGUCAAACACCAGGUAGUUCAUGAGUGAGAGCAACGUAUACAUCUACAGGAUUUGGGAGACCUUAUACUACUACUAAAUCCAACCUUCAACACCAUCAUCUACAUGGAAAAACCUUUCUCAGAAUGGAGUUUCCCAAUAGUAGGUUUCAUCUCCUCCCCAGAACAGUCAUAUAAUACAGUCACUUAUUUCUCCUCCAGACUCUCCCAUGCCAACACUAUUGGGUGGUACCUGCACUCCAACAAGCCUUCACACUGAGUUCUUCUCACAGAUACAGUGUGUGACACUAUGGGAUUAUUUUUAUGGAUUAUUUUUAUGUAAAAUAUAUUGCUCAAUAAAAUUCAUGCAAUACUUCA